AUGGUCGCCUUGCUGACAGCCGGUGUCAGCAUUCAACUGCUUAGACUCGGCUUCGUAGUGCAUACCAUGGACGGGCAGACCAUGCGCCGUCAGGAAUCCGACAGUCUACUCAUGAUCGCAUUGACCGUUGCCGCAGCAGAAUGUCUCGUUUCGCUAGUCGGCUCACUUGCCAGUUGUCAGCUUGCCAAACUCGCCAAGAUUGACUUGCAAAGAAAGCGAGAGGGCCUUUUUCAUGUGAUAAUAUUCGAUGAUAAGGAUGUUGUUGUGGUUACGAACGACGCUAACAAGGUCGUAAAAGGUGUCAGCAGCAAUGCUGCCGGAAGUGGAGGUGUAGGCCAACAGCGAUUGGAUGGCAAUGCCACAAAUGCAUCGUCUCAAUUCACGGAACUCAGCGGAGUCCACGAUGGAAACGGGGCACCAGGAUCCCAACUAUUUCCUCGCUUUUGUGGUGGAGGCAGGGAAGGCGGAGGAGGCGGGGCGGCUGCCAAAAGUGGACAACGAGAUGCGAAUCUGAGGCUACUUGAGUGGUCAGGCCCCCUUGAAUCAAUCAGUCAGACCACAAACCUUACGGCCGUCAGGUUGUCACCAAAGCGCCCGUUAGACAGAGGACUCAGUGAGAAAGGCAUUAUGGCUGCUGAUUUGAUAGGGGCAAGUAAUGGCUGUGGAGGAAAUAAAGUAGUAAAUGGUCCUAGAUUAGUUGGAGGAACAGUGUCGAGCUCAACUCCUGCAAAUACAGGAGCAGGACGGCUCCUGACCUUUAGUAAGGAUAUGAAAAAGUCUAAUCGACUUAUACUGACAUAA
Messenger RNA from Protopolystoma xenopodis, 801 nucleotides. Lineage: Eukaryota; Metazoa; Platyhelminthes; Monogenea; Polystomatidea; Polystomatidae. The record is from the annotation of a GenBank genome assembly.